This is a messenger RNA of Cucumis sativus (cucumber), 1484 nucleotides long. RefSeq names its product codeine O-demethylase. The transcript is spliced from 4 exons. NCBI's taxonomy places the organism in Eukaryota, Viridiplantae, Streptophyta, Magnoliopsida, Cucurbitales, Cucurbitaceae. Bases 283 to 1320 code for a protein of 345 amino acids. The record is from RefSeq and is a predicted model, not a curated record.
UAUUCUACACAAAUAAAUUGUUAAACCUAAUCAUUUAUACAUUUUGAGGGAAAAUUUGGGGAAUAUUCGUACUCACCGUUGACUACAAUUUUGCUGAAGCUGUUCUUGGAUGGAUUAUACUCAGCUCUUUCUUUCUUAAUUUCUUUCAAAUCCUUCAAACCUUCAUCAAUAGUUCCUAUAAAUUUGCAACCACAACUCCAUAAUCCACCGGAAAUAAGUUCGAUUCCCACAAACAAACCGCAAACCCAAUCGGUUUCCAUUUUCGAUCAAUUAGGGGAAAAAAUGUCUCAGUGUGCUUCAGAUUCGACCAAAAAUGUGUUGCAAAUGUCCAUCAAUGGCGACGAACCCCCGCCAGCUUACAUUGUCGAAGGCUCUGCAAUCGGCGGUGCGGGGGAGAUUCCGAUCAUCGACGUGGGCGUGUUUCUGCCGUCCUCGUCGCCGGAACCUGAGGCUUUGGACUCGGAAUUGGGAAAAUUGAGAUCUGCUCUGGCGAAGGAGGGAUGCUUUCAGGCAAUUGGACAUGGGAUUUCAAAUUCAUUUCUAGACAAGAUACGUGAGGUUGCAAAAGAGUUCUUUGAAAUGGGAGAAGAAGAAAAGCAAAAGUAUAGUCCAAGAAAUGAAGAUGAUAAAUUCCAAGGCUAUGGAAAUGAUGUGGUUGUUUCUGAAAAUCAAGUUCUUGAUUGGAAUUAUCGUAUCUUCGUUCAAGUUUUCCCACAUGAUUCGAGAAAACUCAAUCUUUGGCCAAAUGGUUUCAGAGAAAUCCUAGAAGAGUAUGUAGAUAACAUAAAGUUGGUAAUGGAAGUUUUAUACAAAGCGAUAGCGAAAUCAUUGAACAUCGACGAAGAUAGCUUCGUAAAGCAGCUCGGGGAUCGAUCACCGAUGAAUGCAAGGUUUAAUUUCUAUCCGCCGUGUUCGAGACCAGAUUUGGUUCUUGGAGUGAAGGCUCAUACAGAUGGAUCAGCUCUAACAAUUCUGUUACAAGACAAAGAAAUGGAAGGUCUCCAAGUUCUUGUAGAUGAUAAAUGGGUCAAAGUACCUGUCUUACCUUAUGCUCUCGUUGUCAAUCUUGGUGACCAAAUGGAGAUUAUGAGCAAUGGAAUAUUGAAGAGCCCAAUGCAUAGGGCAGUGACAAACUCAGAAAGGUUGAGGAUUUCAUUGGCAAUGUUUCAAAUACCUGAGAUUGAGAGAGAGAUUGGGCCAGUGGAGGCUUUGGUUGAUGAACAAACACCAAAGAAAUACAAAAACAUCCAAAACUAUGGUGCUAUCAAUUAUGAAUGCUAUCAAAAAGGAAUUGUACCUAUUGAUACUCUUAAAAUCUAAUAAUUUUUUUUUUUUGUUUCUUCUUUUUUUAUUUUAAAAAAAGCACUUCAACAUUCCCAAGUUGUUGGGUAAUGCUUUUAGUAUUAUUAUUUGAAAAUAAAUUUAAUGGUUGUAUUAUGAGAGAAAUAAUAUGUGAAUGUUGAUAAAUAUUUAUUGAGUGUAAA